Messenger RNA from Doryrhamphus excisus (bluestripe pipefish), 3558 nucleotides. RefSeq lists its product as uncharacterized. Gene Ontology annotation, biological process: regulation of transcription by RNA polymerase II. NCBI's taxonomy places the organism in Eukaryota, Metazoa, Chordata, Actinopteri, Syngnathiformes, Syngnathidae. Gene Ontology annotation, molecular function: RNA polymerase II cis-regulatory region sequence-specific DNA binding; DNA-binding transcription factor activity, RNA polymerase II-specific. The record is from RefSeq and is a predicted model, not a curated record.
CUUGUGCGUGUUUCAGUAGGACGUUAAUGAUCGGUGCACACCAAGCCAAAGAGCAGGAAGUCGCCUUCACGAGUUGCUGUUGUAACUCUCAGAAGACGCUAUUGUACUCCUCUCUAGUGCACGUGGCCAAUGAGACAUCUAGCAGCUGAUUGGUCGUCAAGAAGAAUGUCCCCUCAGCCACAGGGUAGGAGCUCCACUUUGGAGCAGGUGGAGCAACAACCUAUUAAAGAAGAAGAGGAAGAGACACAGCCCUCUUAUGUUAAAGAGGAAGAGGAGGAGCCACAGCCCCCCUAUGUGAAAGAGGAAGAGGAAGAACUCUGGAUCACUCAGGAGGGAGAGCAUCUUCUAGGGCCAGAGGAGGCUGAUCUCACCAGGUUGCCACUGACUGGUGUCUCUGUGAAGACAGACGACCAUGAAGACAAACCACCUGAGUCCUCACAGCUUCAUCAUAGUCCAAGUGAGGAGAUGAGAGAGGCGGAGCCUUCAUGCAGCAGCUCACUGCAACACAUGACAACAGAAGCUGAUGGAGACCACUGUGGAGGAUCACAAGCAGACAACCUCUUAGCUCCACUGUCAGAUAGUGACGACACGACGUCACACUCUCCUGAAGAUGAAGACGGCGACUACAACCAAGAAUCUCUGAGCAGCGAUACAGACUGUGAAGGUGAUAUGACGACUCACACUAGCAACAAACACUCUGAAAGCUCUAAAAAGAAGACAGAUAAACCUUUUAACUGCUCACUUUGUCGCAAAAGAUUUUCUUGUAAGACUAAAUUGACUCGACACAUGAAAACACACACAGGAGAACAACCUUUUCGUUGCUCAGACUGUGGCAAAUGGUUUGCUCGAAAGACAACCAUGCAGUCACACAUGAGAAUGCACACAGGAGAAAAACCUUUUACUUGCUCAGACUGCGGUAAAUGUUUCACUCAAAAGACAACCAUGAAAAGACACAUGAGAACACACACAGGAGAAAAACCUUUCAGCUGCUCCGACUGUGGUAAAAGCUUCACUCUAAAGUUUAACAUGCAAUCACACAUGAGAAUGCACACAGGAGAAAAACCUUUUAGUUGCACAGACUGUGGUAAACAUUUCGCUGAAAAUACAACCCUGCAAAGACACAUGAGAACACACACAGGAGAAAAACCUUUUAGUUGCUCAAACUGUGGUAAAUGCUUCACUGAAAAGGCAACCCUGCAAAGACACAUGAGAACACACACAGGAGAAAAACCUUUUAGUUGCCCAGACUGUGGUAAAUGUUUCACUCAAAAGACAACCAUGAAAAGACACAUGAGAACACAUACAGGAGAAAAACCUUUCAGUUGCUCCAACUGCGGCGAACGCUUCACUGUCAAGGCUAACAGGCAAGCACACAUGAGAACACACACAGGGGAAAAACCUUUCAGUUGCUCCAACUGUCAUCAAAGCUUUGCUUUAAAGUCAAACAUGCAAAGACACAUGAGAACACACACAGAAGAAAAACCUUUUAGUUGCUCAGACUGUGGUAAAAGAUUCACUUUAAAGAGUAAAAUGCAAUCACACAUGAGAACACAUACAAGAAAAACUUUUCAGUUGCUCUGACGGCGGUAAAUGCUUCACUCGAAAGGCAACCAUGCAAAUACACACGAGGACACACACAGGAAACCCUUUUAGUUCCUCACAUUGUGGUAAAAGCUUCAACUUAUAGACUUUCAUGCAGUUACACAUGAGAACACACACUGGAGAAAAACCUUUUCCCUGUUCUGCUACUGUGUCUGAUUCCUUUUUCUGACUUGACCUACUUAUCAUUCACUUUCAUUUCAUUUCACCGGUGCCGUAAUGACUUCGAUUGCGUGACGCUGUAUUUAAUUGGGGACAUUGAAUGCAACACCAAUAGUUUCUGAUGUGUCUGUCAAUAUCAGAGUAUUGAUUUCCAAAGAAUCUGCUACAUCAGGGGUGUCAAACUCACAGGGGGCCAAAACUCAAAGCUUACUUUAGUUUGUGGGCCAAAUUGGACAUGAUCCCAUGAUUUUGUACAGACAGGCUGUAGUAGAUAAAAUAUAUAAUGGUUGUGAAUUUUGUGCUAUAUACAAUAUGUAUAUAUUGCUUACUCAGAUUGACCAAAGCACUUUGUUUGAUAAGGUCUGUGAGGCAGGCCAACUCAGUGCUAUUUUCCACACAGCUCCGCCGCCCGGAUUUGUGUUCCCUGCUUUAUUGUUUGGGGGCGUUACCGGAAGGAAGCAACAGUCUGGCUGGAUGUGUUUGAGCUCUGGAAUUAGAAUGAGAUUUGAAUGCCUUGUCAAUAAAGGUGAUUGAACUCAAGUAUACUCUGGAGGUCUGUGAUUGACUCUGCCACUUACCAACACGUAAUAUUAAAAGUUUAUACCAAGUAGUUUCCUUUGAGAUUAUUUAUGACACUUCCUGUCACAGAUGACCUGUGGUCUUGUUGACUGUAGGGGGCAUCAUCCUCAAUAGUGAACAAUAAUUGUUAUCUAUUAGAUAUUUAGCAAAAUAAACUUGUCUUUUUUAAAUGAAGUCUCUUGGCAGUGUAGCUUUUGCAGCCCACACAGCCGUUCAGUUGUUGAAUCGUUCAUCAAAAUCCCAAAGAAAAUUGCCACACUGAAGUAAGGAAAGACAUAACCCUCUCUAUCAGCUGUCAAGAUGGGGUUCUAAAAGUGGGUGGCAGGUUGAACAGAGCAGGAAUGCAAGAGGAAUCAAAGCAUCCAGUCAUUUUGGCCAAGGAUCUGCAUGUCACUCCCCUUAUCCUCAAGCAUGUUCAUGAAGAACUUGGACACAGUGGCAGGAAUAAUGUCUUGUCAAAGGUACGGCAUUGGGAUAUUGAGAUCUCAAGUUGCAUUGUACAAAAUAAACAGUUGAAAACUGUUAUCAUCAAGACCAUUUAAUUGAUUGUAUUAAAAGAAGACCGGAGAGACCACUGGUAUGUAAAUAAACAAACAGAGACAAAGGUUCACCUAAUCUGUACUCCUGUAAAUCGUUGAGGUGUGGAAUAAAACUCAAGAAAGUCUACUGGAGAGGAAUUGAUAAAGUGUCCUCUGCGAUCUUCUCCGCCUGGUGUAAGUCCUAAAGAACUUGACAACAGCAAUACAAAAAAAAUAUGAUUCCGCUUUACUGCAUACAUUUUUUUAAACAAAAUGAGCUCAAUACUGCAAAAUAAGAAAACCAACGAAAAUGACUCUCGCUCAAAUCCUUCAAACACCCACUGAAAGAGGUCCGUACCCCAAUGAGUAAAUCAGAAGAACUCAGGUCAGUAAAAGGAAUCCAAUCACUACUUUCCAGACCCAAUCUGGAAGUCAUGGAACAGGAAAUGACUUCACCACUUCCAGCAUUUAGUGGUGACAGCAUACAGUAAAUAAAACACCUUUAACUACAAAUGGAACCACUGCAGUCACCAUGUCUUUCUUUUGCAUUUACCAAUAACAAUAACAAUAUGUAUUUACAAUAACGAUAACAAGAUUUAUAUAGAUAUUUAUUGAACAAAGACACCUGUAAAGAAUGUUCCAACGGUGAUUGCAUGAAAGUCAGGCAAGUCAAACAGUCGACCAUCAGUGACUCUGCAUG